CGGACACAACCACUUCUUCAAGCUUUUCCACAUCAUCCUUGGAUCCGACCACUUCUCCAACUGAGGACACCAGCUCCUCUACUUACUCAAGCUCUUCAACUUACACCAGCUCCUCUUCAGAGCCCACCAUUUCUUUGACUUUUCCAAGCUCCUCUGUGGAUUCAACCACGUCCACUUCUCCAACUGAUUCCUCUGUGGAUUCAGCUACUUCACCUAGCUCCAGCACCAGUGAGGAAACAAACACGUCUUCAAUCUACUCCACCUUUUCAAAUACGGACACAACCACUUCUUCAAGCUUUUCCACAUCAUCCUUGGAUUCGACCACUUCUCCAACUGAGGACUCCAGCUUCUCUACUUACUCAAGUUCUUCCAUAGAAAGCUCUUCAACUUACACAAGCUCUUCUUCAGGCUACUCCUCGUCCAGUUUCUCUUUGAAGCCCACCAUUUCUUCGACUUUCCCAAGCUCCUCAAUGGAUUCAACCAAGUCCUCCUUCCAAUCGACCACUUUUCCAAAUGAUUCCUCUGUGGAUUCAACUACUUCACCUAGCUCCAGCACCAGUGAGGAAAGAAGCACAUCUUCAAUCUACUCCAGCUCUUCCACAGACUCUCCAACUUUCACCAUUACCUCUUCAAGUACUGACAAAACCACUUCAAGCUUUUCCACAUCAUCCUUGGAUUCGACCACUUCUCCAACUUACCUCACUUCAACUACUUCAAUUAGCUCCAGCACCAGUGAGGAAACAACCACGUCGUCAGUAUAUUCCAACUCUUCCCCAGACUCCACCACUGAAGACUCUAGCUCCUCUACUUACUCAAACUCUUCCAUAGAAGCCUCUUCAACUUACACCAGCUCUUCUUCAAACUUCUCCUCACCCAUCUCCUCAUUGGUAUCCACCAUUUUGUCUACUUUCCCAAGCUCCUCUAUGGUUUCAACCGCAUCCUCCUUCCAAUCGACUACUCCAUUUGAUUCCUCUGUGGAUUCAACUACUUUACCUAGCUCCACCACCAGUGAGGAAUUGACCACUUCCACAGACUCAAAAACUUCUCGAAGUAGCUCCUCUUCGUCUUCUGCGUACUCAUCCUCAUCUAGAUCUUCCAUGGAGCCCUCCAUAUCCUCAACAAUUACAAGCUCCUCUUUAGACUCAAGUGCUCUGCCUACUCUCACUGUUUACCCAACGGACUCUUCCACUUCAUUGAGCUUUUCCACAACACCCUUGGAAUCGACCACUUAUCCAACUUAUAUCAGUUCAAGUACUCCUUUUUCAACCACUUCUGCAAUAUACUCCAGUUCUUCUACAGACUCAUCCGGUGGCAUGGAAGAUGAUGACAUAUACAUAGUCGUGGUGUUGAUAGUUGUUGGAUUAAUAUUGGCAGCCAUCUUAGCUACCUGUUGCUUCUUCUUCUUCUUCGUUUUAAAGCGUAGAGAGUCUCCUGUUCAGGAUCUCGAAGAACAGAUAACCGGAGAUGACGAAUAUGUUUCUGAUACAUAUUCCGAGGAAAGUGACUCGCUGUAUGAAAUAUCUAUACCAAGAGCGAAGCUCAUUCCUUUCACACGCCAACUGACUCCAUGGGGCGUCCAGAAUCCUGUGACCGUUCGCGACGACGAGACCGAAGACCUAGAAUUACCUGAGGACCGUGGACGCAAUCCUUACGCCGUUGGCCAGACGGUUCUCCAUGAGUUUAGUUUGGAGAGAUUCCUGAGGGAUAUUCAGGAUGCCCGACCUCCUACUCUGUCGGGAUCCUUCAGACUUCCGAGACUGUGAAGAUAGCCAGAAGCGUCUUUUGAUAGUGCGCCGAUGGCCCUUUCCAAUAUGUUCUGUGUGUAUUCAUGCGUUAUACGUUUUCCAUUAUAUUCUGUCUAUAUUAGCGCAAAUAUAACGAAGGGAAGAACAAGAAAGCACACAUAUAUGACGUUUUUUUCCUUGUUUUAUCUACAGUUUGUUGAUUCAUUAUGUAUGUAUGUAUGUAUGAGUGUAUCAAAACGAAAUGGCUGGUAAAUUUCCUAUCGGUAGAAAUAUAGUUAAUGAUAAAUGAUUUUCAUUCAUGUAGAUAUACUUAAGUGAUAAAGUCAUUAUAUGCACAUACUGUAAGCUUAUGGAAUAAGAUAGACUACUCUCGCGAUUACUUGUUAAAUAUUUUCACUUCUGCAAACUGUACGAGGAUCGCAAUCCACAGAGAAAUGAGGCUUGGUAUGAGCAGACAGGAAGACACACACCUAAUUGAACACGUGAUGGAGGACUGCAAUCAUGCUGAAGAUUUUUGUAUCAUUUAUGAACAUGAACCUACUGGUUGUGUUGAGAACAGGAUAUGACAUUCAAGAGAUAUUAUGGUUGGCGAAGAGGAAACCACUGUUGAUUCAGACAAGCACUUCGAUCACAGAGGAUACCACACGCGGCUCCAUAUCAGUCUAACCAGUUCUCAGUACGUGUUCUUCAUAUACGUCUUUGACAAACAAAAAAAAAAAAAAAAAAAAAAAAAAAAAAAAAACUGCUAUUCGGUCUCUACACAUGAAAGAUACUAGCACAACUAGUGCAUGGCCUCAAUUUCUGUAUGGCUAUACCUGCUUCAUCGCAUCUCUCUCUCUCCAUCUUCUCUAUACCGAAAUGUCUCCUCUCUUGGACUCUGCGAUCCUGUUUUGCAGUUGGAAUGGCAAAAUCUCACUUAUUUUCUUGAUGUUACCACCUGCCCUUAAAGACGAGUAAUUAUGCAACAGUUUUCAUGUGUUUGUCAUAUCUAUUGCAGAGCUUGAGUACGAAUAUAUAUAUAUAUAUAUAUAUAUAUAUAUAUAUAUAUAUAUGUGUGUGUGUGUGUAUGUGUGUGUGUGUGUCUGUGUGUGUGUGUGAUUUUCUUAUAUUGUAUUUAUACUGAUCAUCUACAUAUUUGAUAUCGCUGUAAAUGUUAUUGACAUUUGCAGGAGCAUCUUAUUGCUAUCAUUGCAACAAUUACUGACAGCAUCAUUGUACUCCUCAUUAGGAUUACUGUUAAUGCUUGUGUUUAUAACUUGAUCAUCAAACCUGUGUUACUAUGACUAUAAAGACAUGAUGGAAAUAACAAUUCCCUAUACUUUAAGUAUUAUCUGUGUUCCAUUUAUCUAAAUAAAACAUUUGACCUGU
Messenger RNA from Penaeus chinensis, 3113 nucleotides. RefSeq names its product protein MTL1-like. NCBI's taxonomy places the organism in Eukaryota, Metazoa, Arthropoda, Malacostraca, Decapoda, Penaeidae. The record is from RefSeq and is a predicted model, not a curated record. The transcript has 2 exons. The coding region runs from base 471 to 1763 and encodes 430 amino acids.